Molecule: messenger RNA, 2386 nt
Organism: Hyla sarda
Lineage: Eukaryota; Metazoa; Chordata; Amphibia; Anura; Hylidae
Gene: SDAD1
Product: SDA1 domain containing 1
Exons: 22
Coding region: 172-2238 (688 amino acids)
Biological process (GO): ribosomal large subunit biogenesis; ribosomal large subunit export from nucleus
Cellular component (GO): nucleolus
Source: RefSeq, a predicted model, not a curated record
GAGCUACCGUCCUGACGUACGAGGAGUGUCUGACGUGCUAGGAGAGUCAACAUGGUCGCCUGCAAGUAUGUACACACGUGUGUAAGUUCCUGAAACAUUAGAUAGCGAAUACGGAACAUUGGGGAAGAUAGGACGAGCCGGAGCUGAAGAGUCUUUCACGGAGUCGCCAUCAUGUCCGGGAGAAAUAACAACAAGCUACCGAACAACCUGCCACAGCUGCAGAACUUGGUGAAGCGGGACCCGACCUCAUACAUUGAGGAGUUUUUACAGCAGUACAAGCACUACCAGUCUGUCAUUGAGGUAUUCAAGCUGCAGCCAGACCGGCCUAACAAGGAUUUGGCAACGUUGGUCAUGUUUAUGGCACAGACUGCACACUGUUAUCCAGAGCAUCUUCAGGAUUUCCCACAGCAGCUGAAAUCAAUCCUGUCCUCACAACACACAGUCAUGGAUCCAGAUCUCAGAAUGACUUUAUGCAAAGCUCUUGUCUUGCUAAGAAACAAGGAUUUAAUAAGCCCUUCGGUUCUUCUGGAACUUUUCUUUGAACUUUUGAGAUGUCAUGAUAAACUUCUAAGGAAGACUUUAUAUACUCACAUUGUGACAGACAUCAAGAAUAUAAAUGCGAAGCAUAAAAACAACAAAGUGAACACAACGCUACAGAACUUUAUGUAUACAAUGCUUAGAGACAGCAAUGCAAUUGCAGCUAAGAUAUCAUUGGAUGUCAUGAUAGAGCUAUAUAGAAGGAAUAUCUGGAAUGAUGCUAAAACAGUCAACGUUAUAACAACUGCCUGUUUUUCUAAAGUCACUAAGAUGCUGGUUGCUGCCUUGCAAUUCUUUCUAGGAAAGAAUGAUGAAAAGAAAGACAGUGACUCCGAGUCAGAGGAUGAAGGACCAACUGCAAGAGACUUAAUGGUGAGGUACUCCACUGGGAAAAAGAAUACAAAGAACAAGAAGAAACUGGAGAAAGCCAUGAAAGUCUUAAAGAAACAUAAAAAGAAGAAAAGGCCAGAAGUAUUUAACUUUUCAGCAAUUCAUCUGGUGCAUGACCCCCAAGAAUUUGCAGAAAAGCUUUUAAAGGAGUUGGAGAAAUCGAAAGAACGGUUUGAGGUCAAGAUGAUGUUUAUGGAUCUCAUCUCCAGGCUUGUUGGAAUCCACGAACUUUUUCUUUUUAACUUCUACCCAUUUAUACAAAGAUUUCUGCAGCCACACCAAAGAGAGGUAACAAAGAUUCUCUUGUUUGCCGCUCAAGCUACUCAUCACCUGGUGCCCCCAGAGAUUGCCGAGUCUCUGGUGAUGACUAUUGCUAAUAACUUUGUUACUGACAGAAAUUCAGGAGAGGUGAUGACUGUUGGCAUAAAUGCCAUAAAAGAGUUAACUGCUCGGUGUCCUUUGGCAAUGAAAGAAGACCUGUUACAGGACCUUUCACAGUAUAAAACCCACAAGGAUAAAAAUGUCUCAAUGUCUGCCAGAGCACUAAUACAGCUAUUCCGUUCUUUGAACCCUCAAAUGUUGCAUAAGAAAUUCCGAGGUAAACCAACAGAAUCAUCUACAGAGGCAAAAAUUCAAGCAUAUGGAGAAUUGGUUGCUAAAGACUAUAUUCCAGGAGCUGAGGUGUUGGAAGUUGUAAAUGAAGUGAGAGAAGAGGCAGGGGAAGAUGAUGGCUGGGAAAGUGCAAGCCUCAGUGAUGAUGAUGAAGAUGGGGAAUGGAUUGACGUCCAUCAUACUUCUGAUGAGGAGCAACAGGAAGUUGAAGAAAAGCUUAAAGCAAUGCCAGAAGAUGAGCGAAAGGCCAAGGCUGCAGUUGUCAGUGCCAGCCGACUCCUUACUCAAGAAGAAUUCAAGAAAAUUCGAAUUGCACAGUUGGCAAAAGAAGUAAAGUCUGCACCUGGAAAAGCAGAGAAGAGGAAGAAUAUUGAAAUAGACAGUGAUGAGGAAGACAGCAAAGGUGAAUUACUGUCACUCCGAGAUAUUGAACAUCUGCACAAAAAACCCAAGUCUGAUAAAGAAACUAGGCUUGCAACAGCUAUGGCUAGUAGGACAGACAGAAAAGAAUUUGUGAGGAAGAAAAUGAGGAUGAAUCCUAAUGCCAGCACCACCAACAAAGAAAAGAAAAAGAAUAAGAACUUCAUGAUGAUGAGAUAUAGCCAGAAUGUCCGAUCCAAAAACAAGCGUUCAUUUAGAGAUAAACAGAUUGCUCUGCGAGAAUCUCUUCUGAAGAAACGAAAACGGCUUAUUAAGUAAAGGGAGUUACUCUGAUUUCAAUGUGCUCUAGUGAUUCUUGUGUACUGCUUUGGCUUGGAGUUCUGCACACCUGGCCAAGACUUCUAUGUAUAUUGUUAAACUCCAGUGGAGAACACUUUGCUAAGAAAAAUAAAUGGAUUGGACUGUU